UCUCAUUGGAAGACUUGCUGCCAGCCAGCCAGGGAGCUGGCAUCUUGGCAGGAGCUGGGCCUGGAGCAGAGCUGAAAGGAUUGGCAUGGAGAGACUGACACCUAGGGAGCCACCUGGCCAUCCUCAUCAGGGGGAGGCCUCCGCCUGCUGGCGACUCACCGUGAGGGUCCUGGAGGCUCGGGGCCUGGGCUGGGCUGACAUGUUGAGCGAGGCAGAUCCCUAUGUGGUCCUACAGCUGCCAACCGUACCUGGAAUAAAGUUGAAGACCAAAACAGUCACCAACUCCAGCCAUCCUGUAUGGAAUGAGACCUUCAGUUUCCUAAUCCAGAGACAGGUUAAGAAUGUUCUGGAGCUGAGUGUCUAUGAUGAGGACUCAGUCACGGAGGAUGAUGCCUGCUUCAAGUUUCUCUAUGACAUCUCAGAAGUCGUCCCUGGCAAGCUGCUCCGGAAGACCUUCUCCCUGCGCCCCCAGGGACAGGAGGAACUGGAUGUGGAGUUCCUGAUGGAAAAAAUGUCAGACCGCCCAGAGAAUCUCAUCACCAACAACGUCCUUGUGGCUCGAGAGCUGUCAUGCCUGGAUAUCCGCUUGGAGAGCACGGGGAGCGCAGCCGAGGACUCAGACCAGGACAACCUGGAGCUGGAGCUGGAGCUGGUGCUGACGGGGUCAUAUGAAGACACGCAGACAUCGGCCCUGGGCACAGCCUCAGCCUUCCGCUUUCACUACAUGGCAGCUCAAGAGGCAGAGCUGAGAGGGCGCCUGAGGAGCUCCAAAAGCAAAGACUGGAACUCAGACGUCUCAGCAGGGCACCUCACUAUGCCUCUGAAGUCCUUGACUAUGGGGAAGGAGAUGAUCAUUGAUGUUCCAGCUACAAAUGCCCCAGGAGUGAGGCUACAGCUCAAGGCUGAGGGCUGCCCUAAGGAGCUGGCCGUGCGCUUGGGCUUCGACCUAUGUGUGGAGGAGAAAACUUUCCUGAGCAGAAGGAAGCAGGUGGUGGCCAAGGCCCUGAAGAAGGCCUUGCAGUUGGACAGAGACCUACAGGAAGAUGAGGUCCCCAUCGUGGGGAUCAUGGCCACAGGAGGAGGUGUCCGGGCCAUGACCUCUCUCUAUGGCCACUUGUUGGCUCUGAAAAAGCUGGGACUGCUGGACUGUGUGACGUACUUCAGCGGCAUCUCGGGAGCUACAUGGACAAUGGCCCAACUAUAUGGGGACCCUGAGUGGUCACAGAAGGACCUCGAGGGGCCCAUCCGGUAUGCCCGGGAACACCUGGCCCAGAGCAAGCUGGAAGCCUUCUCUUCGGAGCGACUGGCAAACUACUUCCAGGAGCUGGAGCUGCGAAUGGAGGAGGGGCGCCCCACAACCUUUGUGGACCUGUGGGCUCUCGUGCUGGAGUCCAUGCUGCACAACCAGGUGAUGGACCAGAAGCUGUCAGGACAGAGAGCCGCACUGACGCAGGGCCAGAACCCUCUGCCCCUCUACUUGAGCCUCAAUGUCAAAGAGAACGACCUGGAGACUUUGGACUUCAAGGAGUGGGUUGAGUUCUCCCCCUAUGAGGUCGGAUUCCUGAAGUACGGAGCCUUCGUCCCGUCUGAGCUCUUCGGCUCCGAGUUCUUUAUGGGGCAGCUGAUGAGGAGGCUCCCCGAAUCCCGGAUCUGCUUCCUGGAAGGUAUCUGGAGCAACAUUUUCUCCCUGAAUUUGCUGGAUGUCUGGUAUGACCUCACCAGCUCUGGUGAUGCCUGGAAGCAACACAUCGAGGACAGGAUCAGCAGCCUGGAGGAGCCCCCUGCCUCCUUGAGGACCUCCUCAUGGCUGGAGGCCUUGUGGCUGCAGCCCGGAACAGCACUGGCCCAGGCAUUUAAGGGCUUCCUGACAGGCAGGCCGCUCUGCCAGCACAGCUCCAACUUCCUCCAGGGCCUGCAGCUGCACCAGGACUACCGCAACCAGAAAGAGUUCUCUACCUGGGCAGACAGCCAGCUAGACUCCACCCCUGGCCAGCUGACCCCGCAGGAGCCCCAGCUCUGCCUGGUGGAUGCCGGCUACUUCAUCAACACCAGCUCUCCCUCUAUGUUCCGGCCAGGCCGCCGGCUGGACCUCAUACUCUCCUUCGACUACUCCCCAUCCUCGCCUUUUGAGACGCUGCAGCAGACUGAGGUGUACUGCCGAGGCCUGGGGCUGCCGUUCCCCCGCGUGGAGCCCAGCCCACAGGACCAGCGCCAGCCCAAGGAGUGCCAUCUCUUCUCGGACCCCACCUGCCCCGAGGCCCCUGUCCUGCUGCACUUCCCACUGGUCAAUGCCUCUUUCAAGGACCACUCAGCCCCAGGUAUCCAGCGCAGCCCUGCAGAGCUACCGGCCGGCCAGGUGGAUCUCACUGGGGCCACCUCACCCUACUCCCUGUUCAACAUGACCUACAAGGAGGAAGACUUUGACCGCCUGCUGCAACUCAGCGAUUACAAUGUGCAGAACAGCCAGGGUGCCAUCCUGCAGGCCCUGAAGAUGGUUCUGAAGCACCAGACCCUGGGGGCCAGGCUGCCAGGGGCACAGUCUUGAGGCUGCGCAAGACGC
Messenger RNA from Myotis brandtii (Brandt's bat), 2560 nucleotides. It is a transcript of the gene PLA2G4D, whose product is annotated as phospholipase A2, group IVD (cytosolic). The record is from RefSeq and is a predicted model, not a curated record. Lineage: Eukaryota; Metazoa; Chordata; Mammalia; Chiroptera; Vespertilionidae. Gene Ontology annotation, molecular function: calcium-dependent phospholipid binding; calcium ion binding. Gene Ontology annotation, biological process: glycerophospholipid catabolic process. Bases 86 to 2545 code for a protein of 819 amino acids. The transcript has 20 exons. Gene Ontology annotation, cellular component: cytosol.